Messenger RNA from Cryptococcus wingfieldii CBS 7118, 1860 nucleotides. RefSeq lists its product as hypothetical. The coding region runs from base 1 to 1860 and encodes 619 amino acids. The transcript has 5 exons. NCBI's taxonomy places the organism in Eukaryota, Fungi, Basidiomycota, Tremellomycetes, Tremellales, Cryptococcaceae. The record is from RefSeq and is a predicted model, not a curated record.
AUGCAGCACCUCGACAACCGCCAGCAGUCGUUCAACGCCGUGGCCAGGCCGAAGAGUAGGGCGAAACCCCCCUUCCCCCUCAGCCCCGCCCGCUACCCCCGCCUCACCCCAGACUCCCUCGCACAGGCAGGCUUCUACCACACCCCGGGCCCAGCAGAGGGCUCCCUCGACAACUGCAAAUGCUUCCUGUGCAGUCUCGAGCUGGGAGGAUGGGACGAGGAGGAUGACCCGUUUGAGGAGCAUGCAAAGAGGUCGAACUGCGCGUGGGCAGAGAUGGUGUGUGCUGUCAAGGUCGAGAAGAGGAAGAGAGAUAGAGACGUCAAGUACGAGACGAUGUACGAGACAGAGCAGGCCUUGCCCCAAUCUGCCGAAUCAAUACAAGUCCGGAUCCAGACGUUCAAGAAAUGGUGGCCGUACAAACAAAAGGCGGGCUGGCUGCCCACUGUCAAAGCCCUCGCCCGUGCAGGGUUCGUGUACAACCCGUCGACUGAAUCGACGGAUGCUGUCUUCUGUCCCUAUUGCGAGUAUGGUGUUGAAGGAUGGGAAGCUACUGAUGAUCCUUGGGAAAUUCAUCAGUCAAAGGUUCCGGACUGUCACUUUUUCCGCGCCGCUCUGUCUGGCCAGGCUGAGGAGCCAGUGAGCAAAAGCUCCCGUAGCAAGAAGUCCCUCGCCCCUUCGAAACGUAGCAAGCGCGCCACCACAGCCGCUACUGCCCCUUCCGAAGCCGAAGAGACCGACCUCGAGCAUACCCAAGUCGAUGACGAAACGGCGUCUCAGGCGACCACCGCCAGCAAGAGAGCUGCGAAACCGCGGGCGACGGCUGCCAGCAGAUCAAAAGGGACGAGAGGACAGAAAAAGGCUGCUACCGUGGAGCCCGAGGCUGAUCGCGAGCCGCAAACACAAUCAGAAUCUGAAGGCGAGCGGGAGCAGCCAGAGCCAGAGCCACAGAGUGACGUUGAGAUGGAGAGCCAGGCUGAAGACCAAGAGGCGACGCCAGUGAAGAAGCCGAAAGGCCGACCAAAGGGUACCAAGGCUACGGACAAGAAGCCCAAAGCGAGCAAGGCAAAGGGCCGCAGCACCAAGGCUGUAGAGGAAGAUGCUCCUAUGGAGUCGGAAGCAGAGUCUCAAGCUCAACAGACUGAGCCUGAAGAAGAGCCCGAGACUCAAACGACUCCCAAGGCUGCACAGCCGUCUUCACAGUCUCUUCGCUCAAAGACUUCCUCACGCUCCGCCAAGCCACCUUCACAGCCUGCCAAACCCUCUUCCCAACCGCUCGAACCUUCCUCACAGCCCGCCAAACCCUCCUCCCAACGCUCCAAACCACCAUCCCAGCCAUCACAACCCUCCCGCUCCAAGCCCCUCCCCAAUCUCUCCCCAUCAUCUUUCCCUGCGUCCGCCAGGUCGCCAACCGCCUCUCCACUUCCCCUCUCGCAGCUCCACCGCUUUGCCAACAUCCCACCCUCUUCCCCUGUCGUUACCCCGAGAAAUAUAGCCACCCUGCGAACAGGCCAGCCCUCCUCGAGGAUUUCGCCGCAUGUGCCUCUGAAUAGGUCAGACCAGGACGCUAGUAUUGAGCGGGGUGCUCAAUCGGCGCAUCAGGUGAUGGACGAUCUACUCCACUCGCCCGCGCUCGCUUCUCCUGCCAAGCGCACCGCCCAGGCAUCUAGCUCACCCCUCGUUGCCGCAGAACCGCAAGAGCCGGGGCAGCUACCAGAUGAGAUCAUGAACAUGACGCUGGAGGAUCUGGUUAGGGCAGAGAUGAAGAAGGCCUACGAAAAGCUGAGGAAUGAAGGAGAGGCAAAGAUCGAACAGUGGGCAAAGAGAGCUGCAGGCGAGAGGGAAAAGAUUGAGGCAUUGUAG